Molecule: messenger RNA, 2262 nt
Organism: Salvia hispanica
Lineage: Eukaryota; Viridiplantae; Streptophyta; Magnoliopsida; Lamiales; Lamiaceae
Biological process (GO): carbohydrate metabolic process
Molecular function (GO): catalytic activity; carbohydrate binding
Source: RefSeq, a predicted model, not a curated record
UUGAGGUAAUAACUAUUUUGCAGGAUUGUUUCAUCUCAUUUGAGAAUCAUUUUUUCUGCAGAGGGUGGUAUAGAACUCAUCUAAACAUGAUCCUAGAAGUUGUUACUUGUAAUUGCACGGGACUGAAUUAUAUGAUGAAAAGUGGAGCGAUAGGAUGCCUUGUUAUGAUACUAUGUUUCUCCGUCUUCCUCUUCUUCACUUCCGAGAUCCAUACGGACAGAUUGAGUAGAGAGAGCAAUCCAUCAUCAUUUGCAGCAUUGAAACUCCAAGUAACAGAAAAGCAUGUGCAUCUAGACAACGGUAUUGUUAAACUUACACUGGUGAAACCAAGCGGCACCAUUGCAAAGGUCGGAUACCAAGAAGUCGAAAACAUUCUAGACAAUCGACAUACGGAAACCCGUAGAGGUUACUGGGACAUGGUCUGGGUUAAAUCAAAUACAAGUCAGUACGAAGCAAUCCAUUGUACAAGCUUUAACGUUAUAGCUCAAACUGAGGAUCGGAUUGAAGUUUCUUUCACUAGCACAUGGAAUGUGUCCCGUGGUGAAAAUGUCGCGCCACUCAAUAUCGACAAAAGGUAUAUUGUCUUACGUGGAGUUUCUGGUUUCUACUCAUAUGCAAUAUUCGAGCAUUUGAAAGGGUGGCCCGCUGUGGACAUAGGUGAAGCAAGAAUUGUAUUCAAGCUUGAUGAGAACAUGUUUCGGCAUAUGAUAAUAUCGGAUGAUAUGCAACGGGAGAUGCCUUCUGCCAAUGACAGGAAAAGGGGCCGUACCCUUGAUUUCAAGGAAGCUGUGGUAUUGGAAAAUCCUGGCAAUCCAGCUCUCCAAGGAGAGGUGGAUGACAAGUAUCAAUACUCGUGCAACACAAAGGAUAACCGAGUACACGGAUGGAUUAGCUCGGAAUCAAAGGUGGGAUUUUGGGUGAUAAGGCCUAGUGAUGAAUUCCAAGGCGGCGGCCCUCUCAAACGAGACCUCACGUCACACGCUAGCUCUACUUCAUUAGCUAUGUUCUUGAGCAGCCAUUAUGUGGGUGUCAAUGUUAGAGUAAGGAAUGGAGAGGCAUGGAAGAAGGUGCUUGGACCUGUUUUCAUCUACCUUAACUCAAGGAUUAAUAAAACUAAACCAAACACACUUUGGGAAGAUGCUAAAACACAGAUGAUGAAAGAAAUCAAGAAAUGGCCGUAUGAUUUCCCAGCUUCAACUGAUUAUGUUCAUGCGGAUCAGCGUGGUACUAUCACAGGCCGGUUGCUUGUACGUGACAACUAUCUCAAUCGAGGCAAAACCGUCCCAGCUAAGUUUGCAUAUGUUGGACUAGCUGCACCUGGAUAUGCUGGAUCAUGGCAGCGUGAAUCUAAGGGCUACCAAUUCUGGACACAAACUGAUGAAACUGGUUCGUUCACCAUAACAAGCGUUCGAGCAGGCAAGUACAACUUGUAUGCUUGGGUACCAACCGUAGUCGGGGACUUCAAACAUAAAUUCAACAUUCUAAUCAAACAAGGCAGCAUAGUUGAACUUGGCGACGUUGUGUACACUCCUCCUAGAAAUGGGCCGACACUGUGGGAGAUCGGAAUUGCUGAUCGUACCGCAGCUGAGUUCUACAUUCCUGAUCCAGACCCUACCCUAGUAAACAAACUAUUCAUCAACCACACUGACAAAUAUAGACAAUAUGGCUUGUGGGAGAGAUACGCACACUUGUAUCCUGAUCAAGAUCUCACUUACAUUGUUGGAAAGAGCGACUAUCGGAAACACUGGUUUUUCGCCCAUGUAAACAGAAAGGUGAAGAGAGGCUAUAAACCGGCCACAUGGAAGAUAAUAUUCGACGCAACGAAUGUGACGAGGGGAGCAAAUUACACACUGAGGCUGGCAUUAGCUUCUGCUCAAUGUGCUAACAUACAAGUAUGGAUCAACGACGAUCCAAAUGGUAAUCUCCCUCACUUUGAGACUGGAAGAAUUGGGAAAGAUAACGCGAUAGCGAGACAUGGGAUUCAUGGGCUAUACUGGUUGUAUAGUAUAAAAGUAGAUGGAUUUAAGCUUGUGCAUGGAACAAAUACCAUUUAUCUCAAGCAGUCACUACAGUUUGGCGCUUUCAACAGUGUUUUAUAUGAUUACAUUCGCCUCGAAGCACCAACUACUUGAAAUUGGAAUAUUCAUUUAGUAGCUACUAUCAUAAAAUAGAAAAAAGAUUCAGAUUUAGAGGGCAAGUUUGUUCCCUUUGUAUUCUUCGUAUUGUUCUUAUAUACACAUGAUCUUCCACCCUAUUCACAUU